AUGAGUAUGGCCGACCUGAACGCGGCACAGCAAGCCAAGCUGCAGCUGAUGCAGGAGAUGGAAAUUGAAAUGAUGUCGGAUUUGUAUAGUCGCAUGACACAGGCUUGCCAUAAAAAGUGCAUCCCACCAAAGUAUGCCGACUCGGAACUGGGGAAAGGAGAGUCCGUGUGCAUCGACCGAUGUGUGGCAAAGUAUCUGGAGGUACACGAGCGUAUUGGCAAAAAACUAACGGCCAUGUCAGCGCAAGACGAGGACCUGAAAAAGAAGAUGGGCGUGUAGAGGAUAA
Messenger RNA from Anopheles marshallii, 286 nucleotides. RefSeq names its product mitochondrial import inner membrane translocase subunit Tim10 (gene Tim10). Gene Ontology annotation, biological process: protein insertion into mitochondrial inner membrane. The coding region runs from base 1 to 279 and encodes 92 amino acids. Lineage: Eukaryota; Metazoa; Arthropoda; Insecta; Diptera; Culicidae. The transcript has 2 exons. Gene Ontology annotation, cellular component: mitochondrial inner membrane. The record is from RefSeq and is a predicted model, not a curated record.